Diaporthe batatas is the source of this 585-nucleotide messenger RNA. RefSeq lists its product as uncharacterized. The coding region runs from base 1 to 585 and encodes 194 amino acids. The record is from RefSeq and is a predicted model, not a curated record. The transcript has a single exon. Lineage: Eukaryota; Fungi; Ascomycota; Sordariomycetes; Diaporthales; Diaporthaceae.
AUGGGCGCCUCAAUCUCCUGCCUCGGGGCGAGGCCUGACUCCAAGACCGACGCGGACAAGGUCGGCGACACUCACAAGGCUAUCAUCAUUUCCGGAUACCCUGCCAUCGGAAAGACCCAUUUUUCAUCUAACAAGGACGAGCUGCUCAAAGAGCUUGGGUUGGAGGUCUACGAUCUGGACUCGAGCGCAUACAGCUCCAAGCCCGAGUUUCCUCAGAACUAUCUGGCCGACAUCCGGAGACUGGCAGAGAAGCAGUGUGUCAUUCUCGUCUCGACUCACAAAGGCCUGCCUACGCAGCUGGCCAAGGAAGGCUAUUAUGUCGCCCUGGUAUACCCUGUAGAUGGACUGGAUGCAAAACGCGAAUGGCUGCGCAGGCUGGAAAAACGAGAGGAAGGCGGUAAAGAGUCUAGGCUCUACAAAAUUGCCGAGCAGAACUGGGAGCCGUGGUAUGGAAGGACCGCCGGCGAAGAAGCCACCAGCAGAUGGAAUCUCCAGAACGACCAGUACUUGACUUCUAUCUUUGAGGACAUACACGCCAACUUCCAAGAGUUCAAAGCCCGCGAACGCCAGCACGGCGGAGGAUGA